AUGUCUAACACUAUGGCUCCGAAAAACUCAGCUAUCUUCCUCCUUGGGCUUCUUCUCUUAUGUGUGGCCAUGAGUAGUGCGGCGAGAAUCCUUGAGGAGACCGUUCUGUCCCAGGAAGAGCACCAGACCGAGGUGCCACAGAUUCCCAAGGUAGAGCUUCCAUCGUUCCCGGAAGUACACCUUCCACCUAAGCCUGAGCUUCCCAAAGUGGAGUUGCCGCCGGUCCCGGAGGUGCACUUGCCACCCAAGCCUGAGCUUCCCAAGGUGGAGCUGCCACCGGUCCCUGAGGUGCACUUGCCACCCAAGCCUGAGCUGCCCAAGGUGGAGCUGCCACCGGUCCCUGAGGUGCACUUGCCACCCAAGCCUGAGCUGCCCAAGGUGGAGCUGCCGACGUUCCCGGAGGUUCACUUGCCACCCAAGCCGGAGAUGCCCAAGGUGGAGCUCCCGCCGAAGCCCGAGAUGCCAAAGGUGGAGUUGCCGACGUUCCCGGAGGUUCACUUGCCACCCAAGCCGGAGAUGCCCAAGGUGGAGCUCCCGCCGAAGCCCGAGAUGCCAAAGGUGGAGCUUCCACCAAAGCCCGAGAUGCCCACUGUUCCCGUGUUCCACUUCCCAAAGCCAGAGGCCAAGCCAUGA
Molecule: messenger RNA, 633 nt
Organism: Triticum turgidum subsp. durum (durum wheat)
Lineage: Eukaryota; Viridiplantae; Streptophyta; Magnoliopsida; Poales; Poaceae
Source: the annotation of a GenBank genome assembly